Messenger RNA from Bemisia tabaci, 719 nucleotides. RefSeq lists its product as uncharacterized. Gene Ontology annotation, biological process: DNA integration. NCBI's taxonomy places the organism in Eukaryota, Metazoa, Arthropoda, Insecta, Hemiptera, Aleyrodidae. Gene Ontology annotation, molecular function: nucleic acid binding. The record is from RefSeq and is a predicted model, not a curated record.
UUCACUUAGAGCUCGUCUCCGAUCUGACUACGGAAGCAUUCAUCGCCGCGUUGGAGAGAUUCACAUCGCGCAGAGGCAUGUGCACUGACAUUUUUUCGGAUAAUGGAUCAAAUUUCAAGGGCACAAAUAAUUAUUUGGAUGAGCUUUAUGAAUUUUUGCGUGAAGACAAGUCAAAUGAAAUGGUCACAAAACAUUUAACAUCGAAAAACAUCAAAUGGCACUUCUCGCCACCCACUGGCAGCCAUUUUGGUGGCAUUUGGGAGGCUGGCAUCAAAUCAGUGAAAUUCCACCUAAAGAGAAUAUUAGGUGAUCAAAAACUGACGUUUGAGGAAUUCACUACGCUCCUAACUAGAAUUGAAGCUAUUCUCAAUUCUAGGCCUCUCUGCCCAAUUUCCUCUGAUGUGGAGGACCUCAAUGUACUUACGCCCGCUCACUUCCUCAUCGGCGGCCCGCUCCUGAGUUUGCCAGAGUAUGAUUGGUCGUCCACUCCUUCAAACCGCCUCUCCAGAUGGCAACUUUUACAGCAAAUUUCACAACAGUACUGGAAACAGUGGUCAUUGGAGUACCUUAAUACUCUGCAACAGCGUGCUAAGUGGCGGACUCAAGCGGCUGAAACUCUCGCUGUUGGUGACUUAGUCCUCAUCAAGGAUGAAAAUGCACCUUCCUUGCACUGGCAGAUGGGACGAGUAAUCGAGCUGCAUCCAGGCAAAGACGGCAUU